AUUCCCGACUGCGGUCUUCUUUGCGACUUGCUCUGGUCCGAUCCCGAUAAGGACAUUACUGGCUGGAGCGAGAACGAUCGGGGUGUAUCCUUCACAUUUGGUCCGGACGUCGUGUCGCGGUUCCUCCAGAAGCAUGAUAUGGACCUGAUAUGUCGCGCACACCAGGUCGUCGAGGAUGGCUAUGAGUUCUUCUCCAAGAGACAGCUGGUUACGCUAUUCAGUGCUCCCAACUACUGUGGCGAGUUCGACAACGCUGGUGCGAUGAUGAGCGUCGACGAGAGCCUACUUUGUUCCUUCCAGAUCUUGAAGCCAGCAGAAAAGAAACAAAAGUACGUUUACGGGGGCAUGAGCUCAGGCAGGCCCAUCACUCCUCCGCGAAAGCAAAAGAAGAAGUAA
Molecule: messenger RNA, 396 nt
Organism: Aspergillus niger
Lineage: Eukaryota; Fungi; Ascomycota; Eurotiomycetes; Eurotiales; Aspergillaceae
Exons: 2
Cellular component (GO): cytoplasm; nucleus
Molecular function (GO): protein serine/threonine phosphatase activity
Source: RefSeq, a predicted model, not a curated record